AAGCUGAUGACGUACAUCCGGUUUAGUUGUAUGUCAUAUUGAAUGGAUACUGAAUGUGCUGAAGUUCUGUUAUGUCGUAGUUGGUUGCCAUAGAAACGUGUUCAGCGUGUGUGUUGCUAUGGAGACGGACUCCACGGCGCUCUUGUUUGAUCGCGCCGAGGGAGGAACGCCCCGGUGAUCGGGCAGCAGCAGCAUGAGACGCGCGCUUCCUGCGGCCAGCCGCGUCCUCUCCUGCAGGCUGCGCCGCUUCUCCACAGACAUCGUGACUGAAGAUGUGUCUGCUUCAAACAACCUCACCAAAGAGGCGUCUCUUUACGUGCACUGGCCUUACUGCCUCAGAAGAUGCACCUACUGCAACUUCAACAAGUACGUACCCAAAGACAACAAUGGCCACGUCAUGGCGGAGUGUCUUCAGAGGGAAACAGAGACUUUGCUGCAGCUCAGUCAGGUAUCCUGCAUCACAUCCGUGUUUUUUGGAGGUGGGACUCCGAGUCUGGCUCCCCCCUCAACUAUCAGCAUUAUCCUUGAGACAAUUUCCAAACACGCGAGCCUCCAUGAUCAGGCUGAGGUCACAUUGGAGGUCAACCCCACUCUAGAGGGAAGGUCAAAGUUAGUAGACUUCCACCAUGCUGGAGUGAACCGCUUCUCUAUUGGUGUCCAGUCUUUGCAGGAUGAGGACUUGAAACGUUUAGGAAGAGACCACAGCUCUGCGGAAGCUUUACAAUGCAUCAGAGAGGCGAGGAGACUUUGCCCUGGCCGGGUUUCCGUAGAUGUCAUGUUCGGACGACCCAGUCAGACUUUUGAAUCCUGGGAAGUUGAGUUGUCUGAGCUGCUGCAGGUGUGUGAUGACCACGUCUCUCUGUAUCAGCUGACUCUUGAGCGGGGGACUCAGCUGUUUAAACAGGUCCAGGGGGGAAAUGUAACCAUGCUCGAUGAGGAAGUGGUGUCAGAGAUGUACCAGCAUGCCAGGAAGACUCUGCACCAGCACGGCUUUCAGCAGUACGAGGUGUCUAACUUCGCAAGAAACAAAUCUGGGAGUCUUCACAACUUGAGCUACUGGAAAGGAAGACAGUACAUUGGAGUUGGUCCAGGAGCACAUGGGCGGUUCGUUCCUUUGGGGGAGGGAGGUGUUUCUCGCGAGGCCCGGACACAGACUCUGGAGCCGGACGUGUGGAUCCGUGAAGUCCAGGAGAGAGGACAUGGGACACGGAGGCGGAUACAACUGAGCCACCUCCAACUAUUGGAGGAGGUGUUGGUGAUGGGAAUGAGAAUGACCAAGGGCAUUAAUCACAAGCACUGGGAGCUGUUCAGCCCUGUGUUAGGUCUUAAUGAAAUCUUUGGGGUGUCUGUUGGUGUCAGAGAGCUGCUGCAGAGUGGACAUCUGAUUAUGGAUGACAGGGGUCUGAGAUGUUCCUGGGACGGUUUGGCUGUACUGGACAGCAUACUUCCUGUUUUGCUGGUGGAGUUAGAAAGGCAGAUUUGUUAAAGAGCUGCAGAGAGAUUAAGAAUCCUGUUAGCUGACACGAGACGUUUUUUUCUAGUUGUGUGAACAGUUUGGUACUUUGUAUGUUUGCUUGAUAAAAAUAAAUUACUUGUGUUUGAGUCAUAAGUUUUCCAUUUAAAAUAAAAUUCUCUAUUAAUUGAUCUUCUCAGUCCCUACACCCCCAGCAGGUCCCUGAGGUCCAGUGACCAAAACCUGCUCGUUGUGCAGCACCAGGCUAAAGACCAAAGGUGACAGAUCAUUUGCUGCUGUGGCCCCCAGACUCUGGACCUCUCUCCCCUGAGCCUGAGAUCAGUGGACUCAGUGGUCUCCUUUAAAAAGCAGCUGAAGACUCACCUGUUCAAGCUGGAUUUGGUGUGAUCUUCAUCACCCUCUCCUAAUCCGCCUUUCCCGGGAUCCACUGAUUUCCCUCUUUCUUAUUCAUAUACUCUCUCCCUUUUCUUACACUUUUAAUACAUAUUUUGUUAUUUUAAGCUUGUUUUUAAUAAUUUUUUAAAUAAAAAUUUCUUUUGUUCUUAUGAAGCCCCUUGUGAUUUUUAUCUUAAGAGGUGCUAAAUAAAAGUUGUCUUUCUUUCUGUUUUUAGUGAUUACUUGAUUUCCAGCAGGUUAAUAGAUUUUCUUGGUGGUGCCUGCUCUGAAAGCCUGUAAUUUCCUCAGACCUCACUUCUGUUGGUGUAAAACUAAGCAGUACAUAUCUGUAAUUUAAUUUUCAAGCAUUGUGUAUGAGUUUUGCUGUUAGCAUUUCUGAAAAGACAUGCUUACUGCAAUGUGUUUUAAUAAAUUUGUGGGAAGUUAA
Messenger RNA from Nothobranchius furzeri (turquoise killifish), 2297 nucleotides. It is a transcript of the gene rsad1, whose product is annotated as radical S-adenosyl methionine domain containing 1. Lineage: Eukaryota; Metazoa; Chordata; Actinopteri; Cyprinodontiformes; Nothobranchiidae. The record is from RefSeq and is a predicted model, not a curated record. Gene Ontology annotation, cellular component: mitochondrion; cytoplasm. Gene Ontology annotation, biological process: porphyrin-containing compound biosynthetic process. Gene Ontology annotation, molecular function: 4 iron, 4 sulfur cluster binding; coproporphyrinogen oxidase activity.